Molecule: messenger RNA, 4873 nt
Organism: Populus euphratica (Euphrates poplar)
Lineage: Eukaryota; Viridiplantae; Streptophyta; Magnoliopsida; Malpighiales; Salicaceae
Product: binding / calmodulin binding protein
Exons: 22
Coding region: 70-4551 (1493 amino acids)
Biological process (GO): mitotic cell cycle; spindle organization; establishment of meiotic spindle localization
Cellular component (GO): spindle pole
Molecular function (GO): calmodulin binding
Source: RefSeq, a predicted model, not a curated record
UCUCUCUCAAAAUCUCUCUCUCUAACUACGAGAAAAAAGCUCUCUUUCUCUCUCAAGAAAUCACAGCCAAUGGAAGGCAGCGAGCAAUAUCCAUGUCCGUCACCGUAUCCCCAGCCGUUCAAGGACGUAUCGAAUUUCAAAACCCCAAAACGCCCUCCAAAUCUCUCCAAAUUUACUUCUCCGAGCUCUCAAUUCUUCACUGCUUCAAAACGAACCCCAAUUUCCUCCUCCUCCUACCGUCCUUCCUUAUCAGGCCAGUUCAGGCCCAAGCCUGCUUCAACCACGGCCCGGAGAAGGCUCAAGGCGUUCGAGAUCGAGCAGUCACAGUCAUCAAGAAAGGCACAGAUUAGGAAAGAACAGGCGCUGAAAACACUGUCGAAAUCUCUCACUACUUGGCUUAAUUUCCUGUUCGAAAACCCUAGUGCUUGUGGGUGCUCUUGUAAUUUCACCCAGAAUGCGGUGGCGGGGCCCAGUGUUCUGGUGGGGUUGGGGAAGAGGGAAGGUGGAGCAGCCGGGGUGGGUGAUACGUGGAGGAGUCCGAAGAGGAGUAGGGAUGUGACGUGGAAAGGAGGAGGGGUUGGUGGGGAUGGUGACGUGUUGAAUUUUAAGAGGUAUGGAAAAUUGAAGGAGGGAUUGAAGGAAGUGUGUAGUGUGGAGGAUUUGAUGGAGAGAAUGAGGGUUUAUUUGAGUUUGGGAUGUUGUAAGGAAGUUUUUGAUGCUACGGUUGUUGUUGUUAAGACUAUAGAUGAAGGGAGGUUGAAAAUGAAGCCACAUUGUCCUAUUGUAACAGAUUUUGGCAUGAAGGAGAAAGCCAUGCGAAUUCUCAUGUGCUAUAAUCCAGUUUGGCUUCGAAUUGGAUUACAAAUUAUUCUUGGUGGCGAUUCCUUGUUGCCCAGUGGAGAUAUUGAUUCUGAUCAAGAAAUAUCAUUCUUGAAGAUGGUGAUAGAGAAACAGUUUCUUUCACAUACUGGACUAGCCAAAACUUAUGCUUAUAACAGGAAGGUUGAAGGGUUAUAUAGACCAGGUUACUAUGAGUCCUUGGGAAAUGUUAUAUUGAAGAGGUUUUUGCUGCUGGUUCUUAUUCUAGAUAGAGCUAAAUUGCAGAGUGGUCUUUCUUUAAAGUAUGGAAUUGAUGGAGUAGAUGGGGGUUCACCUCUUCUGUUCGUUGUGCAGUCUAGUAUAAAGUCUAGCCGUCAAAUGAUUAAUGAUUUCUUAUCAUCGGAGGUGAUGCAUGGAGAAGGGAAUCUUCUUGCACAUCUAGUUAUCAUAGGUUACAAAGUAUCUUAUCAACAGUGUUCCCUCGUUGAGUAUGACUUCAGAGUGACAGAUUUAUUUGCGGAGCUUCAAGAUGGAGUGAGGCUUUGUAGAGCCAUCCAGCUCUUACAAAAUGAUUCCUCUAUUCUUAUGAAAAUGGUAGUUCCAUCAGAUACCCGCAAGAGAAAUUUAGCAAAUUGUGGCCUUGCCCUGCAAUAUCUAAAGCGUGCUGGUGUAACAUUGCAAGAUGAAGAUGGAAUGACAAUCUUGGAAGACGAUGUUGCUAAUGGAGAUAUGGAGCUAACUGUUUCUUUGCUCUGGAACAUGUUUGUUCACUUGCAGUUGCCUCUUCUGCUCAACAAAACAACCUUAGCGAAUGAAAUUUUGAAAAUUCAUGGAGUUAACAUGGACUCCGCUAACAUCAGUCCUGGUUCCUCUCCUUUGGAGUUGCUUUUGAGUUGGAUUCAGGCAGUUUGUGGAAAAUAUGAUUAUAAAAUUGAUAAUUUUGCUUCAUUGGUUGACGGUAAAGCCAUAUGGUGUUUGCUUGACUAUUAUUUCCGUAAAGAACUUUCUUGUUCUCAUUCUCCAAAGGAUCCUCGUGAAAGUAGAAGAGAAGAAUCACUUAUGUCAGCUAUUGAUUAUACAGAUUCAGUCCACAAUUUCUUAUUGUCACAGAAGCUGACAACAUUACUGUGGAAUUUUCCUGAGGUUCUUCAUAUCAGUGACAUUCUUGAACAUAGUGGCGCAAUUAAUCAUCGAAGUGUGGUAAUUUUAUUGGUGUUCCUCUCAUCACAACUGACUGUAAAGAAAACCAUGGAUCAACUGAAUUUCCAUAAACUAUUGUGUUGUGAUUGUCAAGAGAGGAGAACUUCAAGCGUUGGUAGGUGUUCUUUAAGUUCAGAAGCAGAGCUGGACCAAGACAUAAUAGAUGGCUCCAGUACAGAAGAUGCUGCUAGAAAGUUUAGGGCUAUUAAGGCUUGGUGGCAAGAUAUGGCGGAACGAAACAACAAAUUCAUCACACAGCCUGGUACUUCUGUUUUGGAGUGCACCUCAACUAGCAAUCUGGGCAUCAUCAUUCAAAGAGAAAAUGCUGCAAAAGUAAUACAAUCCCACUUUAGGAGAUCAGUUGAACGCCAUAACUUUUUGAAGAUGAGAAGAGCGGCUUCCUUUUUGCAAACUGCUAUUCGGGCUUGGUUAAUGGUGAAGAAGAGACCAUUCCUUUUAAAAUUCAGUAGUGUCACGGUUCAGGAUUUUAGAUGUGAAAGGUGGAGCCAGGCUGAAAACCUAGGGAGAUAUGUGAAGUUCAUUGUUGACCGGCAUAGAUUUGUCAAGCUACGAAGAGAUGCUACGCUUAUUCAGAAAGCCACGAGGAUUUGGAUCAGACAAAGACAUAAAAGUGAUUGUGUUAGUAAUCUUGAUGUAUCCACUCUUGAUAUAGUCAAUGCUGCCAUUGCUGUUCAGAAAUUCAUUCGUGGUUGGGCAGCAAGGUCUAGGUAUAAGGAUGUUCAAUUGGAAAAGGCUUCAUCCACGUGCCAAUUUGAUGGUCUAACAGUUCAGCUUUCUUCAAAGACUAUAAUUUCCAGGUCCAUCCACGAACAGCAGCUUGCUGCUACUAAAAUUCAAAGUCAUUUCCAAGGUUGGCUGCUGAGAAGGACAUUUUUAAUCCAGAAGCAAGCUAUAAUGAAAAUUCAAAGUAAUUAUAGAUGCUUACGAUGUCGGAGGGCUUUUCAACAAUUUAGUAUUGCUAAAAAGUCAGCCAUUGUUAUUCAGUCUUGUGUCCGUGGAUGGAUUGUAAGGAGAAAAGUGGGAAGAUAUCUGUAUCUCAUUGGUGUGCUUCAAAGAUACUGCCGGGCUUGGCUAAUAAGGAGGGACUUUUUGUUCCAAAAACAAGCAGCAACACAGAUUCAAAGUGCUAUUCGAUGUUUAAACUGCAGGACAGCAUUUAAGGCUUGCAAAGAUGCUACGAUUGAAAUUCAACGGUUUGUCAGGGGACAUACUACUCGGAAUAGGCUAUUAGGGGCUUCUCACUUUUCUGGAGGCAUUGCUAGUUACGGAAAUUUUCUAACCUCAGGAGUCUGCUUUCAGAGCUUGAAACUGAAAGUACUGAUGUCUUCAGUUUUGAAGCUACAAAGGUGGUGGAGAGGCAUUCUAUUUCUCAAACUCAGAACAAAGUCUGCAAUUGUUAUACAAGCUCACAUUCGAGGUUGGAUUGGCAGGCAAAUGGCCUCUAGAGAGAGGCAAUGUGUUGCUCUCCAAAGAGAAGCGGUGUUAAAAAUCCAAAGUGCUGUUCGAUGUUUGAACUGCUGGAAGGCAUUUCAUUGCUGUAAACAAGCUACUAUAGAGAUUCAGGGGUUUGUCAGAGGAGAGAUUACUCGAAAUAGGCUAUUAGGGGCUUCUCACUUUCAUAGAGCUACUGCUAGUUAUUGCAAAAUGCAAACCUCAAGAGUCUGCUUGCAGAGUUUGGAAUUGAAAAUAGUGAUGUCUUCUAUUCUGAAGCUGCAAAGGUGGUGGAGAGGUGUUUUAUUGCUGAAGCAUAGAGCAAAAUCAGCAAUCCUCGUACAGUCUCAUGUUCGAGGUUGGAUUGGCAGGAAAAAGGCAACUAGAGAGAGGCAGCACGUUGUCGUGGUUCAAUCGCACUGGAAAGGUUUCCUUGCACGUAAAAAUGCUAGAGGGCAGCUCCUGGAUUUGCGCCUGAGAAUGCAAAAUUCUGCUAAAAAUGUGGAUGACAGCAUGCGUAUUAUUAACAGGCUCAUAGUGGCUCUUUCAGAACUAUCAAGCAUGAAAAGUGUUAGUGGAAUUCUUCACACUUGUGCAACUUUGGAUAUGACUACAGAACACUCUCAAAAAUGUUGUGAGAAACUUGUGGCUGCUGGGGCAAUUGACAACUUACUGAAGCUGAUUCGCUCAGUCAGCCAAAGCAUGCCUGACCAGGAGGUUUUAAAGCAUGCACUCUCAGUUCUCCGGAAUCUUGCCCAUUAUCCACAUUUGAUUGAAGUGCUUAUUGACAGUCAAGGAGUAGUAGAAACAAUUCUUUGGCAGUUGCUCAGGAACAAGGAGGAAGGAUAUUUCAUUGCUUCUGAUGUUAUGAAGAAGAUCUGUUCGCAUCAAAAAGGCGUUGAAAUGGUGCUGAGGAAACCACCCAUUAUAAAGAGGCUACACAGUCUUGUGGAAGAAUUAACAAGGAAGGCAAACUUCGAGAAGAAGAAACCUCGCAGCAUGGCAGUGAGGGACAACAUGGAAAGAAGAUUACGGGAAGCUGUCGAACUUUUGAAACUGAUAAAUAGCAAACUUUGGUAGUCAAACUCGGAUACAAUUUAUGCCUGUUGUAUUUCUAGUAAAUAUUUAUAGUGGCCCUUGUAGUUGCCCUUCAAGGUAUGGAAAAUGCAACAUUCUGGAGCUGUUCCAGGGCCAUGUUUUUAGGCGUUCUUUCUAUUGCCUUGUAAUUUAUCUUUGCAUGCUUGAGCUUGGAGAUCUUCUGAUCUCAUUGUGUCUCAAUUUCAAAGGUUCUUAGAAAAGUAAAGAGUGUUGAGAGGUGUGCAGAUUUGAGUGAAGUUGAUUUUCUUUACUGAUAAACUGUACUGAAUAUUUGAUCACUAAUUGUCUUUGUUUUUUUUCUCCC